GGCAGCAAAACCGUGGCUUAUGAAUACAAUGAUCUUUCUAACGAAUAUAUCUCAUCAGACUGUUUACGCGCAAGAACAAUGACCCGCUGGUUUUGGUGUUUGCUGUGCGUGAUUUUAUAUCUCAGGAACGUUCAUUCUAAAGUCGGUUUGUGCGAGGUAGAAGGAGGACAAUCGAACAUCAUCCUCGAUAUUGAAGAAAGUAGAGGAAAUGCGAUCGAUCAGAAGACCGUGCCGGAAGAGCUUCCGGUGUCCGGCGAUCCUUAUAACGAGACUAUGCUGGAGCUUCUCUUUCCUGGAAAAGAGAUCCCUCUUUUUAAAUUGAACGGCAAAAAACUUCAACUUCUCAAGCCAUUGGACAGAGACGACGAAAAUCUCUCACAUGUGGUUUUUCAGUUGAGCUGCACGGUGAAGUUAACCAACAAAAAGCGGACGAUCCCGAUGAUAGUGAGAGUGUCCGACAUCAACGAUAAUGCGCCGAAAUUCAUUAACACGCCGUAUGAGACCACUGUGCCAGAGCUCACUCCAGUCGGUUCGACAAUCUUCAAGAACGUCGACGCAAAGGACGCCGACGCCGGUGUCAAUGGUAUUGUCGAGUACUCGAUUGCACCUGGCGAUGGCAGUAGAAUUGGUAGCAACGAGGGUGUUGGGCGUAACAGGAUCACCACCGUCGAUGGAUACGGCUAUUUCAGCAUCAACCUGCCGCACCAGGGACAGGUCACGGUCAAUCGAACACUUGAUUACGAAAGGACUCAACGUUAUCUUGUCACCAUCUUGGCAUCGGAUCGGGCGAGGAACGUCUCCGAAAGAUUCACAUCCACGACCACAUUGACGGUGAACAUACGGGACGAUGAUGAUCAAGAUCCAUCCUUUAUUUACCAAGGCUGUAUGCUUUUGGAUGGCGCCUGUAUCAAUCCGGAAUACUCCGCGUCGGUUUCGAGCGGAGUACUAUCUGGCAUACUCAAUAUCUCGCCUGAGAAAAUACAAGCGGUCGACAUGGACAGCAUAAACGCGCCGAUUCACUAUUCUUUCCUCAGCGGAAAUCCGCCGAAUUACCGGGAUUUCUUUGAAAUCAAUCCUAAUACCGGAGCGGUAAAACAAGUCAAAGCCGUUGACACGACGGUAACCAAGAAGUUCGAUAUUAUUAUUAAGGCGGUUGAAGUGUCGGAAACAAAGCGGUCUGCUACCGCAAAAUUAGCAAUCACCGUCAAGCCGGUCGACAGUAAUCCACCCGUUAUAACGGCGUCAAACAUCGAAGGUUUCGUCGACGAGAAUGCUCCGAUCGGCACAAAGGUCAUCGAUAAAAGCGGGAAUCCCAUUGUGCUCACCGUGUCGGAUGCUGAUCUGGGACCAGACGAUCCAAAACCGGCGUAUACUUUCGAACUGACUACAAAUUUCUUUGCGAUCGAUCCGUCCGGCAUUCUUGUCGUGAAUGAGGAGAAUUUGGACCGAGAUCCUCCGAGUCCUGGCCGCUUUCGAUUCCAGGUUGUCGCCCGGGAGAAAACGGGUGUGGCUGCGUCUUCACCUCUAUCGUUUGUCGUAACGUUGAACGAUGUUAAUGACAAUGCGCCUCUGCUUCCGAUGAUGGCACCCAUCACUGUUCAAGCGGGAGAGACGAAGAGACAAAUAGCGAAGGUGGAAGCCACGGACAACGACGAGGGUGAAAACGCCGAGAUAACGUACAGUAUUUAUCACGUGUCAAACAACGGCUUGCAUAAAUUCAAGAUAGAUCCAAAGACCGGAGUUAUCGAGUCCGUGAGGAAACUUAACGCUGGCGAACAGUACAGCAUCACAGUGCAGGCCACCGACAAAGGUGGCAAGUACUCGCAGACAAUCGUCGAGGUGAACGUCAUUCCCGGGCCCAACACCAGAAGCCCCGUGUUCCAACAACCGGUGUACGAGGUGCAAGUCAGCGAGGGAGCCUCCAUCAAUUCCACAGUUGCGACUAUCACUGCCACUGAUCCAGAAAACGACCCGGUGUCGUACUCGAUAGUAUCGGGAAAUGACUUGCGCCAGUUUGCAAUCGGCGACAAAUCAGGCGUUAUUACCGUUAUAAGGAAGUUGGAUAGGGAGGACCUGACCCGGUAUCAAUUGUUGAUAAAAGCUGAGGAUACCGGUGGGCUCUAUAGCACUGCGACGGUCAAUAUUAUGGUUACCGAUAUUAACGACAAGAAUCCCGAAUUCGUGGGUCUCCCUUAUGAAUUUACCGUCAAGGAGAACGAAGCACGUAAAUUAAUUGGCCGCGUGCAUGCUGAAGACGCCGACGAAGGUAUAAAUGCCGAAAUCACUUAUUUCGUACCUGACGAUAUUCCGUUUACCGUGGAUCCCGAGACUGGCGAUGUUCUGACGAAGAUAGUGUUGGAUUACGAGCAGAACGAUGAAUACAAAUUCGUAGUGACUGCAAGGGAUGGAGCCCCCGAUUAUCGUUUGGCAACUGCGACAGUCACAGUGAAAGUCAUAGAUGUCGAGGACGAGGUUCCGGUCUUUCACCAAAGCAGUUACGAGGCACGUGUCAAGGAAAACGUGCCAGACCAUAAUGUAAUUCAAGUCACGGCCGAUGAUCCGGACACAAAGAAGCAAAUUACGUACAUGAUCAAACAAGGAGAUACCGAACUCUUCAGCAUAGACUCGAAGACUGGAGUAAUAAAAACUAUCCGCGGUCUCGAUUACGAAAGCCAAAACCAGCACGUACUUAUCAUAGGCACUGAGGAGAACACUAGCGAUCUACUUGGCUCCACCACCCGCGUUGUUAUUAAUGUUCAGGAUGUGAACGACAUUCCACCGGUAUUUACAUCGGUACCACGUCCGAUUACGCUGGACGACGACGUCCCUAUAGGAACGACCGUAAUUGAUCUUGUUGCUGCGGAUUCCGAUGGAACCGCUCCGGGAAAUCAGGUUCGAUAUGAUAUCAUUGGCCGCGGCAUCGCCAGCAAGUAUUUCGUAAUCGAUCCCGAUACCGGCGUACUCCGAGUACGAGAUGACUUGCGCAAGGAGACUGAUUCCGAGUAUCAGAUCGACGUGCUAGCAUACGAUAUGGGAGACCCACCAUUGUCGUCCGAGACCACUGUGACAGUCUACGUACGUCACGUGGCGACGGUUCCGCCGGAGAUCGGUUUGGGUUUCGCGGAGAACUCGUAUAACGUCGAGGUGCCCGAAGACGCGGGCGACAACACGCUAAUAAAGAUAAUCACUAUCAUCAACAGUCACGCGUACAACACCACGCCGCUCAGAUGCGAGAUUUAUAGCGGCAAUGAAGAAGGCCUGUUCGAAGCGAACGUUACGAAGGAGCGAAAUUGCGCGCUGAGACUGAAGAAAGGAGCCCUGGAUUAUGAGACGACGGAAUCUUACCAGAUUAAGAUCAAACUGGAAUCGCUUUCAGGCCUUUUAAACUCAGGCAGAAAUACGACGAUGGUAAAGAUCCAGGUGCUGGAUGUAAAUGAUAACAAGCCCGAGUUUAUUUUCCCGGAGGCGAGUCAGAAGCUCACGAGAGGACGUUAUUUUGCGGCGAUUCCGCGCACCGCGCAAUUCGCGUCCACUGUCAUACAAGUGAAGGCUAUCGAUAAAGAUAAUGGCAAGUACGGCAAGCUGGAGUACAAAAUUCUGGAAGGGCGAGGUUCCGAUUACUUCACGAUCGACGGCUCCACCGGUAUAAUCAGGACGACGGCGACGUUCGACCACGUGGAUACAUCCGAGCUUCCCUUUAAAUUCGACGUUCGCGUGCGCGACAAUCCUAACUCGAUUGACAACUACAAUUCCAUUAUCGCGCCGGUGAUCGUCAAUCUUAUCGGGGAAGAAAACCUAAUGAUCCUUGUGGUGCAAGAUGCGGCGCCGGACGUAUUGCAAAAAGAAGCUGAUAAAAUAGCAAACGUAAUUCAACAGACGAAGAAUGGCACUAUCGAGACGUUCCCGCAGGACUCCGAUGUAUGGUUCUACGCGAUCGAUCCGGAUACCGAAGCUAUAUUAAAUAGAAACAGUACCAAAGUACAGAGAUCUAUCAUGGAUAAAUCAGCCAUGUCAAAUAUCACCUUUGACGUGUCUACGUUAGUGCGGGCAAAUGCCAUCGAUAUUCAUGCACCCGUGAUGCCACCCGAGCCAGUUCGAACACAAACGGCGGUCGCAUUCAGCGGCGAGGUAUUCCCGUACGCGCUAAUCAUCAUCGCGUGCGUGAUUUUGAUCCUCGGCAUUGCCGGUAUCAUAUACAUAUGCGUCUCCUGGUCCAAGUAUAAAGCGUAUAAGGAACGUAUGCAGCGCAUGUAUGUGGUGCCACGAUACGAUCCCGUUUAUGUGGAACCCAAUUUGAAGGAAUACGAGACGCAAGUGCUUCAGAUGAGCGUGCCGGUUGACGACAACGAUAGCUGCAACGACUUACAAUUGGAUUUCAGCAAUAAAAAUCAUGCGUUUAGUCUGGACAAUGUCAGCUACAUCACCAAAGAUCAUGGAGACAGUACCGGCCAACAAAGCCCCGUUAGUUCCGAAGCAGCGACCACGGCACGAGCAUCCAGUAUUGUCGGCAAUCACGGCGAUACCAAUAUUCAUUCCCUACGACGGUCCACACUGGGCCGAAAGAAUCACAGUGCGAGCAACACGAAUACCCUCAACAAUCGCGACGCGACACCGGUACUUAAUCCCUUGUACAAUCACGGCGGUGAUCUGCUGAGCCCUAGUCCGUCCAACGACAAUGUUACCUUCAGGGAGAGGAAGGAUUAUUCGCAUCUCGGAUUCACGUAUCUGGGCGAGCAAAGUCCCGUGGAAACCACGACAGAAUUGUAAGUCUUACUCCGAGAGACGAUGUGCGAAUGUUACUUUAAAGACUGCCACCGAAUUAUACGCGAAAAAGAAAGAUUGAGAUAUAAUCUCAUAAUGAUAUAACUUACAGCAUCCUGUAAUUUUUACUUUGGUAUACAUUUACUUUGUAUACACGAUAAGAUGAACAACUGUGAUGGAUACAACAUUUUUUUCACAUCAAAGUUCAAUGAUAAGAUCAAUGAUAAGAUUUAAGCGUUAAAAAAUUUCAAAUCCCACGCGUAAAAAUCCUAUCAACGAAUAUUUUCUCGCAUUUACGACAUAUGUAAAAUCAAUAUUCACCUAUCCUUCGCAACGAGCGGAUGUAACUCUUUUUGCAUUUAAUUUUGACAGAUGCAUGAAAUAUGAUGACGAGAAGAAUUCUUGACGCUACGUAGCAUUUUUUUCCUGACGCGUUAAGCAACAUUAAAGAGCCAUACGAAGAGCAUAUGAAAGCUUAUAAAUAGUUGAAUGACUUUGUAUCUAUAUGUUCUUCCUUUCAUAUGUCAUCUUCUGAAUGUGUACCUGCUGUGCUGAUUCAGCGCGCGCAAUGCAGCCGCGGAAUUCCCGGUGGGACACAUAUUCUGAACGAGUUGUUCCGUAUGUGAUAUCCAUAAAAGAACAGUGUAUAGCGUUUCAGAUACGACGGAACGACGGCGGAACGAGGCCGUGAAAAUAUCGCACGCGUAAAAGGCGACUGUGAAAGAGAGCGCGGAUAUUCUUUAGAGCCAGCCGAUAUUCCGCGCGAUUUAUUUUCAAUUCAAGCAUCGCGUUUUCACGUUGAAGCCGAUAGAGCUUUUGCUAACAAAUUGCAAGAUUACGAAUAAUCGCAGCGCCUCGAAUUAAUUAUCGCAAGCCAUUACGCGAUUGUAUACACAGAUAUGAAAUAGUUGCCGUGCAAUAACUGAGUCUCGAUUAAUUUCAGAAAAUUAAUUAAAUAAUUUUUCAUAUUUCACUUGUGUGUGGACUCUCAUCAGUUGUGUGAUGCAUAAAUGUACAUUUUAAUCAUAGAAAGAGAGAGAGAGAGAGAGAGAGAGAGAGAGAGAGAGAGAAUACCACUACGAUUCAAGUUGUAGACUUAAGUUUCGAGGACGAAGCUAUACUUGUUAUAUUGUACGAACGGCGUGUAAUACUUGUGAAUGUCUCUGCGCGAGUCCCGUCGGCUCGUGCGACCUUGUAAAUGAUCGAUCUCGAUCACGUUGUGUAUUAUAUAAUACUUUUUUUUAUUUAUACGAUCGCAUGUUUGCUCAUGUCAUUCUAUUGUAAUCACAAUUAACCGAGGCGAUGACGGUGGUGCAUACUGUUUGUACGUGAUCGCAGGAAUACCGAUGAAGUUUCAUGGCAGUUGUUGCGCGUUUCCACCGCGACUUGUUCGCCUCUUGUUCACACGACCGCAUCAGCGGUAAUUAAUGACUGCCAUGCGGAGAACGCGUCAUCGACACCGUGACGAUGUAAAUGGAGAGCGUACUUAAUUAGGCACGCGUAAUUGUCCAUUUCCUUUUGCAGUUUUCGACCACGCUAUCCGUGGUCAGACUUUGUGGACUGAAAGACUUUGUCGACAGAUCCGCGGGAAGAUGUUGGGAGUUGGGUGAAGCCCAACGUGACGUUGAGAUGAAUUGCGUAUAUGAUACGACUUGAUUGAAUGUAUAUCUCUAGUCGUAUAAAGUAGGCGUCCACUGCCGUGCAAUUUAUAAGCUGCGUUUUAUACUGAAAGAGACAAAAAGAAAUCACUGUAUGUACGUGUAUGUACGUGUUACACGUGUUCUCCGAUUAUAGCGUUGAUACCUUUACUCGUAUAGUUGUAUAAUAUUUAAGCGCGAAUUCUGUAAAAAAUUGUUAAUACCUAAUAAUAAAUUUAUUAUAUUUACAUAAUGAUGGAGUUUUUGUUUACAAUACCAACGCUCCACAAAAAUGUUCUUUCGUCGAGAACACACGACCGUUCUGCCGAAUUAUUACGUAAACGUUAUUUCUAGUUUAUUCAAGUUUUCACACAGCUGAAGCAACUUUGUCUGAUUCUCACGUAAUAUGUUUUGCAUUUUCGUACAAUAAAUCAAGUCUUUGAAAGGAACGUGUGGAAUAUAUUAUCUCAUACAGCAUACUUUAUUUAAGAUAUCU
Molecule: messenger RNA, 6894 nt
Organism: Acromyrmex echinatior (Panamanian leafcutter ant)
Lineage: Eukaryota; Metazoa; Arthropoda; Insecta; Hymenoptera; Formicidae
Gene: Cad99C
Product: cadherin 99C
Biological process (GO): homophilic cell-cell adhesion
Cellular component (GO): plasma membrane; cell-cell junction
Molecular function (GO): calcium ion binding
Source: RefSeq, a predicted model, not a curated record